ACUGCCUUCCUGGGCCAGAGAGGCCUGAUCGAGAAUGACUUCCUGACCAAAGUUCUGGAUGGCAUGGCCUUCGCUGGCUUCGUGUCCGAGAGGGGUCCGCCUUACAGAGCCUGUGAUCUCUUUGAUGAGCUGGUGGCCUUUGACAUGGAGCGCUUUAAAGAGGGGGCGGCCAGCCCUGCCAAGCUGCAGAAGCACAUGAGGGAACUCUCUGACCAACUGUACAAAAACGAGAAUCCCAACCCCCACAUGGCGUUCCAGAAAGUGCCUCGGCCCACYGAGGGCUCCCACCUGCGGGUGCAUGUGAUGCCCUUCCCCCUGUUGGACGAUGAGAAGGUGGAGCGGCUGCUGGCGGAGGGCCUGGCCAAGCAUCCCAGCGCCACUGCCAUCACUACCACCACCCGCUCAGAGAGGAAGUGUGUGGUGCCCGCCGGCCCUCCCGUGGUGUCCAUCAUGGGGAAGAUGGGCUCAGUGUUCAACAGCGCUCGCAGGCUGGAGGUGGUGAGGAGCUGCAUCUCCUUCAUCUUCGACAACAAGACCCAGGAGACGGAGAAGACCCUGCCGGCUGCGCUGCGUGCUCUGAAAGGCAAGGCGGCUCGCCAGUGUCUGACUGAGGAGCUCAGUCUGCACGUCCAGCAGAACCGGGCCAUACUGGACCACCAACAGUUUGACUACGUCAUCCGCAUGAUGAACUGUGCCCUCCAG
Molecule: messenger RNA, 702 nt
Organism: Salvelinus sp. IW2-2015
Lineage: Eukaryota; Metazoa; Chordata; Actinopteri; Salmoniformes; Salmonidae
Product: myotubularin-related protein 13-like
Exons: 5
Source: RefSeq, a predicted model, not a curated record